Messenger RNA from Brassica oleracea var. oleracea, 843 nucleotides. RefSeq lists its product as uncharacterized. NCBI's taxonomy places the organism in Eukaryota, Viridiplantae, Streptophyta, Magnoliopsida, Brassicales, Brassicaceae. The record is from RefSeq and is a predicted model, not a curated record. The coding region runs from base 185 to 619 and encodes 144 amino acids. The transcript has 2 exons.
ACACAAGGUGGAAAAUAGAGGAAAGAGAAAAGUGAAACCAAAAAUAGAGUAAUGUAUUACUCAGUUUUAAGCUAUUGUGGAGUAAGAACAUGAUUAAUCCGGAGUAGGUGGAGGUCCUGGCGGCGACGAUCGUCUGGGAAGUUCACUGAUAAACAGUAUUUGCAGUCUAUGGCACAAACUGUUCAUGCUUUCGAUUCCCGUCUUCGUCAAGGUCGAUCAGCUCAAACUAGGCACGAGCGGACAUACCCUGACCGUCAAAGUCGUCGGCCAAACCUCCGUUCCUCAGAAACCAAACGCCGCUUCUUCUCACCUCCGACCCAAUCGGAUCGCCAAGUGUCUGGUCGGAGACGAGACUGCUUCCAUCCUCUUCACCGCUCGCAACGAUCAAGUGGACUUGAUGAAGCCAGGGAGUACUGUGAAGAUUGAUAUGUUCAAGGGGUCGAUGAGGCUUGUUGUUGACAAAAUGUUGAGGUUACUGAACCUGUUGAAAGAGGAUAACAAUCUGUCUCUUGUGGAGUAUGAACUGGUUAAUGUCGAGGAAUGGUCUCUGUCUGAUAAGGGUAUGUAUCAAUCGCCACAAUGGGUUUUGUUUUGUGGUAUGUAUCGGGCGAAAUGUUGAAAAGGUGGGAGAUUAUAUGUUUAUCUUAUGACAGUUGCAAGUUUGGUGUUUACCUACCGGUAGUAGAGAUACAUUAUGUUGAUCUUGGGUUUUGGUGCACAUUAUAUCAUCAUCAUCAGGGGUAUGUACUCUUGUGGAUGCUUUUGUAAACCUCUUCACUGUUUUUGUAUGGUUCUUCAACACAGAGGUUAAUGAAAAACUUGGUAAAGAGUUUGGUGUGUGAA